AUACAUAUCAUUAGUUUAUUAUAUAAUUUUUAAUACUAAUUACUUCACUUUGAUGAAGCAUUCAUUUCGUUUUUCACUUUACCAUUUAUGUUUUUUAAAAGAUUGGUGAUUCAAAUUGCUUUGUACUUUUGACAAUACUAUUAAUAACAUAUCAUGUGAUUCAUAUUAAAAAAAAAAAAUUGCUUAGCCUAAGGAAAAUAGAGGCUUAACAUUUACUUUAAAUUUCUUGUACGUGACCGUUGUUGUCUACAAUUCAGCCAGCUUCUAUGAUGUGAGAAGUUUUGGCGUUUGUUUGCAAUGGAAAAACGAUCUGGACUGCCGGUGUGGACUGUGAAGAAGAAACUUCUUCUCUUGACUGUAGACUCUGAACCACCACUCGGGACACCGAACGCCGACCGGAAGCUGGCGUACAGUCCAAAACGAGCGAUGGCCGAGCUCCGGCACUCAAGUUCGCUUGGGAGCCGAGCCACCUCGUCUCCAAUGAAGCGCGACGAGGACGCAUCUCCUCUUAUCCACGAUCACAACGCCGUCGAUGACCACCCGCGCCACACAUUUCGAGAUCGGGACCGUCCGUUCUGGUCUUAUUUUCACUCUUGUUGCCCUCUGUUCACGGAUGAUCCUAGGGUUUCUCACCACGGCUCCAGGAUCUCGUUCGCUUUGCUCUUCAUUAUCGCCGUUGCUGGAGUGAUCUCGGUUUUUUCAAUCGUCCAUAGAUUAAAUGCCCCGUACCUGUGUAAAAAGGAUGGUAUCGUUCUUCACUGUCCACAUGUCAAAGAGCCUUCUUCACUUUGGGAGAACCCAUUUUCUGCAACUACUUCUUGGAAGCCUUGUGCUGAGCGCCGUGAUGGUGGAAUAUCAGAUCUUCCUCCUGAGAAUGAAACAAGUGGUUAUAUAUUUAUUCAUGCUGAGGGGGGUCUCAAUCAGCAGAGAAUUGCGAUAUGCAAUGCUGUUGCUGUUGCCAAAAUAAUGAAUGCAACUCUUAUCCUGCCAGUGCUGAAGCAAGACCAAAUUUGGAAAGACCAAACGAAAUUCGAAGAUAUUUUUGAUGUUGAUCAUUUCAUUGACUACUUGAAGGAUGAUGUCCGAAUUGUCCGUGAUAUACCUGAGUGGUUUACCGACAAAGCAGAAUUGUUUACAAGCAUAAGACGCACAGUGAAAAACAUACCAAAGUAUGCGCCAGCACAGUUUUAUAUUGAUAAUGUGCUUCCUCGUAUCAAAGAGAAGAAAAUCAUGGCCCUCAAACCUUUUGUUGAUCGCCUUGGGUAUGAUAAUGUUCCACAAGAAAUCAACAGACUAAGAUGCAGGGUAAAUUAUCAUGCAUUGAAAUUUCUUCCAGAGAUAGAGCAAAUGGCUGAUCUGCUAGUCUCAAGGAUGAGUAACCGCACAGGAAGUCCAAAUCCUUAUAUGGCUCUACAUCUUAGGUUUGAGAAAGGCAUGGUAGGUUUAUCAUUCUGUGAUUUUGUUGGGACAAGGGAGGAGAAAGCCAAAAUGGCUCAAUACAGACAAAAGGAAUGGCCUAGACGGUAUAAGAAUGGUUCCCAUCUAUGGCAGCUGGCUCUGCAGAAGAGGAAGGAAGGGCGGUGCCCUCUUGAACCUGGUGAAGUUGCAGUAAUUCUUCGGGCAAUGGGUUAUCCUAAGGAAACCCAAAUUUAUGUUGCUUCUGGUAAGGUUUAUGGUGGACAGAACCGGAUGGCACCUCUAAGGAACAUGUUCCCUAAUCUGGUUACCAAGGAGGAGUUGGCAAGUAAGGAGGAACUGGAUGUUUUCAGGAAGCAUGUAACAAGCUUGGCAGCACUUGAUUUCUUGGUCUGCUUGAAGUCGGAUGUAUUUGUUAUGACACAUGGAGGAAACUUUGCAAAAUUGAUUAUUGGGGCGCGAAGGUACAUGGGUCACCGUCAGAAAUCUAUAAAGCCAGACAAGGGGCUUAUGUCUAAAUCUUUUGGAGACCCCUACAUGGGGUGGGCAACUUUUGUAGAGGAUGUGGUUGUCACCCACCAGACCAGAACUGGACUGCCAGAAGAGACCUUCCCUAACUAUGACCUUUGGGAGAAUCCUCUGACUCCUUGUAUGUGUAAAGCGUAAGCACACGUAUAUCUCUCUCUCUCGUAACUUUUACACUAAUGAUUCGUUCUGUGGAGCUUCUGGGCUAGGAAACUGGAUAUAAUCAUACGAGGAAGGAAAAUUCUUUUACCCACAAGCUACGAGGAAACAUCUUAGACGAGCAACGAAUAAAGUUCUAUUCUAGGAAAGAUUUUGGCCUACUGAGCAGGAAUUGUUUUAAAUGUUGUGAGGCCUGGUAUGCAGGGACACUGGGUCAGUUUUGUCCUAAAAAACAAUGGAAUGACUUUAGCAAUAUAUCUGUCAUAAAGACAAAUGUGUAACUCUGUAUAAUUUGUAAAAUACUAAUGAAAGGUGCAAGGUGCU
This is a messenger RNA of Rubroshorea leprosula, 2424 nucleotides long. The record is from the annotation of a GenBank genome assembly. Lineage: Eukaryota; Viridiplantae; Streptophyta; Magnoliopsida; Malvales; Dipterocarpaceae.